This is a messenger RNA of Conger conger (European conger), 1726 nucleotides long. RefSeq names its product transmembrane protein 258 (gene tmem258). Gene Ontology annotation, biological process: protein N-linked glycosylation. The transcript has 4 exons. The record is from RefSeq and is a predicted model, not a curated record. Gene Ontology annotation, cellular component: membrane-bounded organelle. NCBI's taxonomy places the organism in Eukaryota, Metazoa, Chordata, Actinopteri, Anguilliformes, Congridae. Bases 156 to 395 code for a protein of 79 amino acids.
AGAACACCAGUGUGCAAUUUCAGACACAGCCUGAGUUUCAGAACUCCUAAGGCUGGUUGAAUUAAAACUACUACGCCCAUCAUGCAAAGCGAACGGUUGGCCUUCACGUCAGACUUUUGAACAUACGUGGCUUCUCCUGAAACUCGCAGUGCACAAUGGAUUUGGAGGCUAUGACCAGAUACACAAGUCCGGUGAAUCCGGCCGUGUUUCCACACUUGACCGUAGUCCUGCUGGCCAUCGGAAUGUUUUUCACGGCGUGGUUCUUCGUUUACGAGGUGACCUCUACAAAGUACACACGGGACGUGUACAAGGAGCUGCUCAUCUCCCUGGUGGCCUCCCUGUUCAUGGGCUUCGGUGUGCUGUUCCUGCUCCUCUGGGUGGGCAUAUACGUCUGACGGUAAAGGACACAAGGUCAAAGACAAAGGUGAACAUUCCAGUGGGUCAGAAGUCUCGAACCACAUCACCAUGGCACCACAGACCAUCACCAUGGAAACUGGGAUUGUAAUUGGACUUUGCACUGACAAGUGGGUGGAGAUGGGUGGGAGGUGGUUCUGGGCAUUCGUGGGACUCGGUAUGGGGUAGGGCGGGGCAGGGUUUUGAAUGGAUUCCAUUCAGAAUUAAAGAGAUUUGUUUAAAAAAAAAAAGAAAAAAAAGCCCUUGGAAUUUAUUGUGAUACGCAUGAAUUCUGUACUUCAGUGAUUUGAAUGAAUUUAUUUGUAUUAUUCACUGCGAAAAAACUGUUUUGCAUGAAACACUAAGGUUAAUAAUACGUUUAAUUGAAGUUUACGGUAGAGCACACUGCAAUAGGCCCAAAACAUACCCUAUGCAAGUCCGUGAACGUCAACGACAACAGCAAACCGAUGCAUUACAAACGUAUGGUCCGGUUGUACAUACUCAACCUGCAUACUUAUGCCCCAGUGGAGGUACUACACCCCAGUCCUCAAGGGGGCGAUCCAGGACAAUUGUGAAAGUCUCAGCGGAAGAAAGCACAAAUGGAAGAAGACGGCUUCAUCGAAUUGUUGCCUCCUAUAGCGCCCCCUUUCUGUGACGUUCGACACGGCAGCUUGUGCUCACGUUGCCUUAAGAAUGUCAGGUGACUCAUUUUAGAACGCAACGACGCAUGAAAUCGACUUCACGCAGCUCGAGGCGACUGCAUUUGCCUACGUAGGGUAUGUUUCGGGCCUUACGUGUGUUUGUGUGUGUGUGCAGUACCGCAAAAUGAAUUCAGUAGUGCACUGUAACUACAAUGGAACUGAACAUGACUAGCUUGUGCAUUCAGCAGAUAAGGUUGCAUCUUGAUCAUUGAAGUGAAGCCUGAAAUUUGAUACCCAAGCUGCUGUUUUUAUAAACAAAUACAGCCACAUCCGAUUUAAUUCAAAUUACUUAUAAAAACAAUGAAUAAAUCUAAUGUCCUCAUCCUCUCCUCUGUAAACGAAUAAGGAAUGCUGCAUUCUGGUGCACAUUUCCUGCAAAUAUCACAAACAUUCUGCAUUCUCAUUUUUGCAUAAGCAUGCUCCAAGGCCAUUAACACUGAUAUUUUAAACACUUUCAAUCUCAAUUGCAAAUGCAUUUACACUUAGCCCAGAUUCCAUCUGGAGUGAAUCUACAUCACUGAGGAUAAACCAUAAAUCCCACUGCAGACGACACCUUGAUCCACUUAUGUUUGUUACUGUCUCUGAGCUUUUUUUUACAUUGUGCCCUCCAGAGUAAAGUCACUUUACUUUGA